AUGCGCCCAACUAAACGUGACGACGGUGCGGAUAAACGAGCUGCACACGUCGUGGUGGUCGAUGACCAAGUCAAGAACGGCGACGACCAUUUAGAAAGAAAGUCGGCAGCGCCGUUGGCGGCAAUAAACCAAAUGCUGGUUAUGCUUGGGGACCUCUCGGAAAGAAUGAAUCGGAUCGACGUCUUCCAGAGAGAGCAAACCAACAAGCGUUGGGAGGACUCACCCGAGUCGAGUGUCGCCAGUCGCGAGAGGGAGGUCGGGGCAGGGUUGAAAUUCCGGACCCUGGAGCAUACCCCUCCUAAGGAACCUUCGAAUGUGUCGCCAGCCACCUACUUCUGCGUCCGACGACAACAAUAG
Molecule: messenger RNA, 357 nt
Organism: Peronospora matthiolae
Lineage: Eukaryota; Oomycota; Peronosporomycetes; Peronosporales; Peronosporaceae
Source: the annotation of a GenBank genome assembly